Sparassis crispa is the source of this 1965-nucleotide messenger RNA. RefSeq names its product Translocation protein. Lineage: Eukaryota; Fungi; Basidiomycota; Agaricomycetes; Polyporales; Sparassidaceae. Gene Ontology annotation, molecular function: RNA binding; transmembrane protein transporter activity. The transcript has 10 exons. Gene Ontology annotation, cellular component: Sec62/Sec63 complex. Gene Ontology annotation, biological process: post-translational protein targeting to endoplasmic reticulum membrane; SRP-dependent cotranslational protein targeting to membrane. The coding region runs from base 1 to 1965 and encodes 654 amino acids. The record is from RefSeq and is a predicted model, not a curated record.
AUGGCCAACUACAACUAUGACGAAUCCGGCAACAUGGCCGCGUACUUCUUGCUAACAUUCCUGUGCAUUAUCUUAAUCCCUCUCUCACUAUCAGCACUCCCAUCACGCAAAAGCCCGAGCACACCUGGCUGUCAAUGCAACUUGUGCAUUCAGCAACGAGAGAACAUUCGAAAGCGAGAAGGGGGUUCUAUUCUGGGACCUCGAUUGAAGAGAAAAACCAUCAUCGUUAUAGUAGGAUGGUCGCUGGUCGCUUUCCUCGCACAUAAGCUCGCGACAACAACUGUUAUCAACAAAAUUUAUGACCCAUUCGAAAUCCUGGGACUUCGCAGCGGAGUCUCUUUAAAGGAAAUCAAAUCGCAUUACAAGAAGUUGUCGCGGACAUUCCACCCAGACAAGGUAAAACUUGGGGUCAAUCAAACGAUGGAGUCGGUUGAAGCGAAGUUCGUGGAAAUCACAAAAGCGUACAAAUCAUUAACGGACGAGACUAUUCGUAAGAACUGGGAGCUGUAUGGCCAUCCCGAUGGUCGCCAGGAAGUCUCUAUGGGUAUUGCACUCCCGAAGUGGAUUGUUGAGAGCGGGAACAACAUCUGGGUUCUGGGAGCGUAUGGUGCCAUCUUUGGAGGCGCACUGCCUGCGCUUGUGGGCCGCUGGUGGUUCGGCAACAGACAGAAAACCAAGGACGGUGUGAAUGCUCGUAGCGCCGCCGCAUUCUUCAAGAAUCUAUCUGAGGAAUCGGGUAUUGACGAUGUCGUUGGGACUCUUGGAAAGACUUUUGAAUGGGAGUGGCCAUUUGUUGAAUCUGCUAAGGAUGACAGUGAGCUUCUGGACCUCGAGAACAAGAUCAAGCAGAAGCUCCACGGCAAGUGGGAUGUACUCAAGAAGCUCGCAGAGGCCGACGAGCAUGAACAUCGGCACAGGGCGUUCGUGUUACUUUAUGCGCACCUCUUGCGGUUGCCGGUUGCGAGUUCAUCACUCCGCAAAGAGCAAGAACAGGUGCUGUUGCAGACACCAACGCUGCUGAACUCUUUGCUCAACAUCAGCGUAUCACGUAAUUGGCUCCACCCAACGCUUGCAGUGAUGCGGCUUCAUGCGUACCUCGCCCAAGCGCUACCUCCAGGCCAAGAUCAGCUUAAGCUUGCUCAGCUUCCCUGCAUAAGUGCAGAUGAGGCCAUCCAGCUCACUUCCCGGGCCAACGGCGUGAAGGACGUCAUCAGUACUCUCGAAGCUAAGGGUGAUGAGCGGGUUGAGAAUGUGAAGAAGGCUGUUGAAAGGUGGGGCAGCGUCGAGGUAGUUGGUGCAUCCUUCCGUGUCAUCGGAGAGCGGUUCGUCACACCGUCGUCGAUCGUGUACCUCGUCGCCAAGCUGCGUCUGUCCCCACCCUCGGCUGAGAUGCCCGUCUAUGAACCUGUUCAGGAAACACGCACUCCGGACGCGAAGGAGGAAGAGUUCUUGGCCGGCAAGAAGGAUGCGGAAGACCUGCCACAGGGAGACCUGGGUAAUGGUUGGGCGCACGCGCCAUACUGGCCAGCGAAUCGCAAACCCGCUUGGUGGAUCGUGCUUGCUGACGUCAAACUAGGUAAAGUUGUGGUUCCUCCGCUGAGGGUCACAGAUAUUCCCGUAGCCGACCCUGAGCAUGGCCAGUACUAUCGAUCGUUCAAAAUCCAGUUCCAGGCGCCUCCAGCCGUCGGUAUGUUUACGUGGAGGCUGUACGUGGUCAGCGACACGUUUGUGGGCGAGGAAGCGUGGCGAGAUAUGGUGCUGAAGAUCGAUGACCCGGCGGUGCUCAAUGUGGAGGAGCCAGUGGACGACGAGAUCUCAGAACCCGAAGAGGACUCUCUCGCAGGGCAGAUGGCGAUGAUGCGGGGCGGGUUAGUGAAGAGGCGGCAGGACGAGGAGAGCGAUGAGGAGAGUAGUACAGACGACGAGGAUCACGGAGAGAAGUCUGAUAGCAGCGAUAGUGAUUGA